This is a messenger RNA of Notechis scutatus (mainland tiger snake), 1453 nucleotides long. The record is from RefSeq and is a predicted model, not a curated record. NCBI's taxonomy places the organism in Eukaryota, Metazoa, Chordata, Lepidosauria, Squamata, Elapidae.
AUGUCGCUCUCCAACCAGCCCCCCGCGCCCCUUGCCGAAUACAGCCAGCUGUGCAAAACCCCCAACCCCGACGGCUUUUCAGACCCCUUUGCCUGCAUGGGCACACCGAAGGAAUUUGGCGCUGCCGCCUUCGAGUGGCAGCGAACGGAAGGUAAGCUGAGUGAGAUCGGGCUCCAUGUCCACCCGCCACGUCCAGAUGGGCUGGGGAAAAGCAGCGGCUUCACCGACGAGGACAAGCUCUGCUUCUUCGAAGGGAAGCUGGAGAAAGACCUCAAGGCUGCCUCGAAGGACCAAAGGGAAACUGAGGCGCCGAGCAAGCCUUACCAGCCAGCCUCGGGUCACCUUGAGAAGUGGGCGCCGGGGUCCGAGAAGAGCCAUUUCGGAGAGAGUCCAGGCAUCCUCGGUUCGGCCGGCUUGCAGACCGAGCCGGCUGGAUGCCUGAGGGGAUCUCCGGUCUUAGAACCUAAUAGAGGGAUCACGGAUCGGGAGAAGGCAGCUGGGUCAAAGUCGGGAGAGGUUGAUGCCAAAGGCCGUCCGGAGACCCCGAAAGACCUCUCGAAUCACCUGAUGGAAACAGAGAUCCGGGCGUGGGCCCCCACUUUCGACUCAGUCUUGUCUGAAGCCGCCGGGCCAAAGAACGGAGCCCUUGUCCACAGUCCCGUGGACCUCCUCAAGGACAGUUCGCUCCUAAGCGGUUUCGGCUCUGCGUCGAAGCUGGGGCCGCCAACGACCAUGAUCGAGCUGGCUCAGGAUGACGGGAAGGGCAGCAGCUCAUUCGGCACUGUCCCCGAGACAGAAGAGGAGAGGUUUCUGGCUGAGCUGGAAGAGAAGCUGGACUCAGCCCCCGAGAGCAGCUUUCUCAGUCGGGGGGGCACCCAGCGGAAGGCGAUGCGGCGCGCUAUGUCGGAGUGCUCCCACUUGUCCGUCCCCCCUGCCUUCAACCUGGUAGACAAAUACCCCGAGCUGGUCACCCUCCCUGACCGAGAGUCCCCGCCAAGCAUCCUUUCUCAGAGCGUCACGCCUCGCAAACCAAGCGCCCCGAUGAAAAGAUCGGCCACUGUCUCCGAAGAGCAGGCCUCUGCCCACCGUCCCGGUCAGGACAAUGCUGCCCCCCUCUGCCCCAUCCUGAAGGAGCCUCUCCUCCCCACGGAGGAGGAGGAGGAGGAGGAGGAGAAGAAGAGGGACCGGCAGAUGGACGGCAGCGGCAGUGACGCCGCCGUCAAGAGAGAACUGGGCAGCCCAGGUUCCUUCCACCCUAAACUGGCACUGAUUCCCGAGACGAGCGAUCGGAAAAAAGGAGAAGAGGUGGCCGCCGUCAAAGGGGGCUGUGCCCAACUUAGCGAGGCCGUCCCUUCUGUGGAAGCAGGCAGAAGUUCUCCAGGGCUGGCCAAACAGGCUUUUCCAGGCAUCCUCGGCACUCCAUCUUCCUGGCCAGGAGAGAGACCCUAUGACA